Molecule: messenger RNA, 1880 nt
Organism: Betta splendens (Siamese fighting fish)
Lineage: Eukaryota; Metazoa; Chordata; Actinopteri; Anabantiformes; Osphronemidae
Gene: lcmt1
Product: leucine carboxyl methyltransferase 1
Exons: 11
Coding region: 304-1281 (325 amino acids)
Biological process (GO): C-terminal protein methylation
Cellular component (GO): cytosol
Molecular function (GO): protein C-terminal leucine carboxyl O-methyltransferase activity
Source: RefSeq, a predicted model, not a curated record
GAUGUGGCUUUUAUUUGCUUCCGGGAGAAGGUUCGCGUACAGUAAGCAGUUUGUUACCCAGCAAAAUAUAACUAUCUCACAAUUUGUUUGCUUUCAUAGUUUCCAUCCCGAUAUUUAUGUUUAUUUUACGCGAGUGCUUGAGCAACUGAACUAUGCUCACAGGUUAAUUGUUAUUUUUUUUACUUGAAACACUUGUUUAAAAAUGUCCUGCUGUCAAAACAAGCUAAAGCUAGCUUUGAGGAGCUAGAAGAGCAUGCAACCGAUUUAGUGUUGACUACAUAACAUUAGACCAGAGUAGCAAUAAUGGCCACUCGGAAGACCUUCACAGACUCGGACACUGCAGAUGAAGCAGUGAGGGCGACGUGUGACGAUGCAACGACAUGCAAAAGGUUUGCUACCAGUAAAGGCUACUGGAAGGACCCAUACAUCCAGUACUUCACAAGAUCUCCAGGAGAGCGAAAAGCACCUGAAAUCAACAGAGGGUACUAUGCUCGUGUUCAAGGGGUAAACCAUCUCCUUAAUACAUUUAUAAAGAAAGCUAAUUGUGACUGUCAAGUAAUCAACCUUGGGGCUGGAUUGGACACAACAUUCUGGAGACUCAAGGAUGAAAAUUCCCUACCGAGGAAGUUUUUUGAAGUCGACUUUCCAACUGUUGUUGCCAGGAAAAUACACAAUAUUAAAACGAAACCGCCAUUGUCCAAACCUAUCAUCGAAACCCACUCUACAGACUCUUUACUCUUAGAUGCCCACAGUUUGGACUCGGACCGUUACUGUAUCAUCGGUGCAGAUCUCAGAGACGUUUCUAAUUUGGAUGAGAAACUGAAGAAGUUCCAGCUUAAUCCGGAAUUACCUACUUUAUUCCUGUCAGAGUGUGUGCUGGUUUACAUGACACCAUCUCAGUCCUCAAACCUUGUUCACUGGGCAGCAGAAACGUUUCACACCGCCAUGUUCAUCAACUAUCAACAGGUAAACAUGAGCGACCGAUUUGGCCAGGUGAUGAUCGAGAACCUGCAGAGACGCAACUGUAGCUUGGCAGGAGUGGAGACCUGUCAAUCUCUGGACUCUCAGACGGAGUGGUUUCUGAAGACUGGCUGGGAACAUGCUGAUGCUCUGGACAUGAUGACAAUCUACAGUCUGCUCCCUCAAGAGGAUAUAGCGAGAAUUGAGAAACUGGAGUUCCUGGAUGAGAAGGAACUGUUGCAGCAACUUCUUCAACACUACAGCAUAUGUUGGGCCACUAAAGACAAACUUAAGCUGGGUUUGUCGCAGCUGACAUUUUAAUUGCUACUAAAACUGCUUCAUUGUUUGAAUCCAUUUCACAUGUCAGUGCCACGAGAAGGACAACACACGCACAUACACACACACACAACAACACACAUACACACACAACCACACUCACAAAGUGCUUGUUUGGGAGCAGCUCAAGUAGGAAGACUCUCAGCGUCAGCAGAAAAAGUGUGUCCUUCGUGUAGAAGAUAAGAUUUUACCGUGAGACCUGUGAAGAGAUUUGUCAGAUCACUGGCACUGGAUUAACAGCGGUAAACAAGUCAAACAAGAAUGUUUGUUGCCUGAAGAAGUUCAUAUGUUGGUCCUGAAGACGUUCAUGACACUUUACACACAAUAUUGUUCCGUUGUCUUUUUGAACUCAUUUUGUUGCAGAACGUGUGUGCUUGCUGCUAUGUCAAACUGCAAAAAAAAAAAUUAAUGAAUAUGAAACUGCUGCUUAAUUUGCAUUUGCCUCUAAAUGUUAUUCUGCUCUUGCUUCUGAGCAAAGAGAACAUGAACAACCGUCAGUUUGAAAUAGAUUAGAUUAUGAUAUGUGCUGUUGAUAUGUGUUGUUGAAGUGCGGAUGAAUAAAGAAAAUGUCAUUUUAUGUAUGA